AACUUGAAGUGAGCUGAGUGAGUGUGAAAGAGGAGGCAGAAAACAUGAUCGAGAUGAUGCAUGUGAUCGUCGGGAGGUGAGAGCCGACUUGCGAGAGCAUUCCGAACAUCAUGGCUACUCUCCAGUUCCGGACAUCCAACUCGACUUAUAAGCUGCCUUGUCGUCCACCUUUUUCAACGGCGACGACAGGAUGUCCUCAUUCCUACGUGGUGUGCGGCCAAACCUGCGCCUUCCCGUGUCCUACCACACUGUUCGGGCAAUGAGCAACUCCACUAACAUUACAACCAUACCUGCACUACCUCUCCAGCCGCCCACUAUUAAACAGGAAGAUGACACGUUCAACGAUCGUGUGGACGAAAUGCAGGCUUUCUUCGACCUGCCUCGUUUCGCAGGUCUGAAGAGGCCAUACUCUGCCGCUUCCGUUGCUUCGAAGCAAGGGUCACUGCCAGUGCUACCACUUCCGUCGACCUUGCUUGCGGACAAGCUGUAUGCUUUAUUUGAUAAAGCAGGCAAGGAAGGAAAGCCUGUGCAUACCAUGGGUGCGAUUGACCCUGUUCAAAUGACACAAAUGGCCCCCCAUCAGGAGGUGGUCUAUAUAAGUGGUUGGGCUUGCUCGAGCCUGUUGACCACCUGCAACAACGAAGUUGGCCCGGAUAUCGGAGAUUACCCGUACACUACGGUCCCAAAUCAAGUCCACCGUAUCUUCCGAGCUCAACAACUACACGACAAGAAACACUAUGAUGAACGUAUCUCUGCAACUGCUGAAGCUCGGGCGAAGAUGCCGUAUAUUGACUACCUUCGCCCGAUUAUUGCUGACGCCGACAUGGGACACGGCGGACUGUCAACUGUCAUGAAACUGGCUAAAUUGUUUGCUGAAUCUGGAGCAGCAGCUAUUCACCUGGAAGAUCAACUGGUUGGUGGUAAGAAGUGUGGACACCUCGCAGGAAAGGUUCUCGUCCCAGCUUCGGCCCACGUCUCCCGCCUCAUCGCCGCCCGGUUCCAACUCGAUCUGCUCAAAUCCUCUAUGCUCUUGAUUGCACGUACUGAUGCCGAGUCUGCCAAAUUGCUCUCCUCUACUGUCGAUGUUUUGGACCACGAAUUUAUCAAGGGCGUAACGAAACCUGGUAAACCACUGGCUGAGGUUAUCUCUGAGGCAGAGAUGGAUGGCAAGACUGGACCUGAAAUUGAUACAAUCGAGAAGGAAUGGUUGGCCGCUCACCCUAUGUGCACUUUCAAUGAAGCUGUCAAGGUUGCUGUCGACAAGUCCUCGAUUGCUGAUAAGGAAACCGCAUACAAGGAAUACCUGAAUGCAGUCGAAGGCAAAUCUAACUCGGAUGCUCGCAGCGUCGCAAAGGACAUUCUUGGUGAACCUGUCUUUUGGUCAUGGGAACUUCCGAAGACUCGUGAAGGUUACUAUCACUACACCGGUGGUGUCGAGGCUGCUAUCAAGCGUGAACUUGCCUUCGCUCCUUAUGCUGACCUUAUCUGGCUGGAGACAAAAACGCCCGAUCUGGCUCAAGCUCGGUACUUCUCUCGCAAGAUUAGAGAUAAAUACCCCGGGAAAUGGUUCGUGUAUAACCUGAGCCCGAGCUUCAACUGGUCUGCCCAGGGUUUCUCAGAUUCGGAUUUGAAGAGCUUCGUCUGGGAUCUUGCAAAGGAAGGAUUUGUCCUACAGCUGAUCUCAUUGGCUGGUCUUCAUGUGGAUGCGACUGCGACGGCUGAACUCGCUGCUCGAUAUAAAACUGACGGCAUGCUUGCCUAUGUCGAACUUGUCCAGCGCAAGGAGAAGGAAAUCGGCUGUGACGUCCUGACUCAUCAGAAGUGGAGCGGUGCCAACUACAUCGACCGCAUCCUCACCACGGUAUCCGCUGGAUCGUCGAGCACCUCUGCAAUUGGCAAAGACUCAACAGAGCACUCAUUCUAAAAGUCACGCAGGGGAAACAUUUCCGUCAGGGUGAGCGCGACGUCAGUCGCUUAGCACCGCAGUUUCUUGUAUUACAAGCGAAGCCAGAUCGCAUGUACCAUAAGUUGGAUUUUACUAACGAAGCAUAGGCUGAAGAAUGCAUAAUUGCUGCUGUGCGUACCCUGAGAGAUGUGAGAUAGAGAAAAACGACGAAUAAAUGGAAAACGAAAAA
Somion occarium is the source of this 2135-nucleotide messenger RNA. The record is from the annotation of a GenBank genome assembly. Lineage: Eukaryota; Fungi; Basidiomycota; Agaricomycetes; Polyporales; Cerrenaceae.